ACUCAUUAUUAUUCAACUUCAUCACAUAAACAUAUAAUUCAUAACUUUCCUUUAACAUAAUAAGAGCAAUCUAAUUAAGCUAAGAAAAAUGUCGAAAGCGGGAUUCGAACAUGAGAUCACUGAGCUAAGGCUAGGGCUUCCUGGUGGAACUAGGGUUUCAUGUGACAAACAAGGGGAGGUCAAAAGUAAUGAGAAGAAGAGGGUGUAUUCCGAGCUAGGUGGUGGUCGGACCGAGAAAGUGGCGGUGGCAAGUAAUAAAAGCCCGGCAGUCGGGUGGCCGCCCGUGUGCUCCUAUAGGAGGAGGAGCAUUGGUAGUGAGAAGGAAUGCCAAGAGGCUUCUAAGAGGUUGAUCAAGAUUAGCAUGGAUGGUGUACCUUUUCUUAGGAAAAUUGAUGUUAAUUGUUAUCAACAGUAUUCUGAUCUUGUUGCUGCUGUUGAAAAUCUCUUUAGCUGCUCUGGCAUUAAAGAGGCAUUGGAAGAUGCAGACAAUUCUGAGUACAUUCCUAUUUAUGAAGACAAAGAUGGAGAUUGGCUGCUUGUUGGGGAUGUCCCAUGGAAUAUGUUUGUAGAAUCAUGCAAGAGGCUGAGGAUAAUGAAAAGAGCAGACGCAAAGGGCUUUGGUUUGCAAUCUAAGAAGCAUUGCCAUGGAUGAAAUUGCUACUUUUGAACGACGAAAAUCAAAGAAAUUAAGAAAAACCUACGAAAAUUAUUGUAGACUUUAUUAUUAUUAUUAUGAAUUAUUACUAAAAAAUAUAUACAUAUUAGAUGCCUUAUAUAGAAAAAAAUUCUUGAUACAUGGCUGUUUUUGUUAUAACAUAAUUACUUUGUGUUUAUUUAUUUUUUAGCUAGCAAUUCAUUUACGAAGUACUAGCUAGAUAUCUAUAUGUUUCUUUAUUCAUUAUGAUGAAAAUGUUAAUUUACAACCCAUUUAGAAAAAU
Molecule: messenger RNA, 938 nt
Organism: Chenopodium quinoa (quinoa)
Lineage: Eukaryota; Viridiplantae; Streptophyta; Magnoliopsida; Caryophyllales; Amaranthaceae
Product: auxin-induced protein IAA6-like
Exons: 3
Coding region: 89-652 (187 amino acids)
Biological process (GO): regulation of DNA-templated transcription
Cellular component (GO): nucleus
Molecular function (GO): protein binding
Source: RefSeq, a predicted model, not a curated record